UCACAAUCUGCUGACUGAGGCUGAGUGCUGACUAGACUUGACUGACACUAGGCAGUUUUAUAAGUACUUGGUUUGGUUAGGCCAGGCCUAUAUUUACUUAGGCUAGUUAGGCCUACCUCAACAAAGUUUCAUUAUUUUAUUUUCACUGAUCUGCGUCUGUCCUGUGUGAUUUAUUUAAUUAUUCAGCCAUGGAAGUGGAAGAGAAAUUUUCAGAUACAGAUAAGAUUCAGUUUAUUUUAGUGCCAAAAAGAGAACCUAAUGACGAAGAAUGUGUCAAAAACGUUAAGAGCAGUUGGCCUCCACGGGAAGAAUCAACUUGCAAUGAAGACCACAGGGAACCUAUUACAGAGAAAGUCAAGGAUGAAAAUCAACAUAUGUCACAAGAUUUUAACAUCUUGGUGGAUGAUCUUCUGAAAGACAGCGCAAACCCUAACAGUGAUGUGAAAGUCAAAUCUGAGCAGGACACAGAGGAACCUGAAGAAAAUUUUCAAGACUUAGUAGAGUCCAGGGUUGCUGAGCCUAAUCCAUCCGAUUAUGAGAUUUCUACACCUCAGGAGACUGUUGAAUCUGAAAGUGACAGUAGCGAGAGUCAUUCUCCAAAGAGAAAAAGAAGAAAUACCACAAGUAAGACCUUGCCAGUAGUAGCAGCCACAUCAAAUGAGAUUCAAUCACUAUCUUCAGAUUCAGACUCAGAAGAGGAUUUCAACAUCUUGGUGGAUGAUCUUCUGAAAGACAGUGCAAACCCUAACAGUGAUGUAAGAGUAGAAUCUGAACCGGACACAGAGGAACCUGAAGAUAAUGUUCAAGACUUAGUAGAGUCUCGGGAUGCUGAGCCCAAUCCAUCUGACACUGAGUCUAAUCUAUCCGACGCUGAGCGUAAUCCAUCCGAUGAUGAGCCUAAUCCAUCUGACACUGAGCCUAAUCCAUCCGAUGCAGAGCCUGAUCCAUCCAAUGCUGAGCGUAAUCCAUCCAAUGCUGAGCCUAAUCCAUCUCAUGCUGAGCCUAAUCCAUCCAAUGCUGAGACUAAUCCAUCUCAUGCUGAGCCUAAUCCAUCCAAUGCUGAGCGUGAUCCAUCCAAUGCUGAGCCUGAUCCAUCCUGUGCUGAGCCUGAUCCAUCGGAUGAUGAGAUUUCUACAAUUCAGGAGACUGUUGAAUCUGAAAGUGACAGUAGCGAGAGUCAUUCUCCAAAGAGAAAAAGAAGAAAUACCACAAGUAAGACCUUGCCAGUAGUAGCAGCCACAUCAAAUGAGAUUCAAACACUAUCUUCAGAUUCAGACUCAGAAGAGGAUUUCAACAUCUUGGUGGAUGAUCUUCUGAAAGGCAGUGCAAACUCUAAUAGUGAUGUAAUAGUAGAAUCUGAACCGGACACAGAGGAACCUGAAGAUAAUGUUCAAGACUUAGUAGAGUCUUGGGAUGCUGAGCCUAAUCCAUCUGACACUGAGUCUAAUCUAUCCGACGCUGAGCGUAAUCCAUCCGAUGCUGAGCCUAAUCCAUCUGACACUGAGCCUAAUCCAUCCGAUGCAGAGCCUGAUCCAUCCAAUGCUGAGCGUAAUCCAUCCAAUGCUGAGCCUAAUCCAUCUCAUGCUGAGCCUAAUCCAUCCAAUGCUGAGACUAAUCCAUCUCAUGCUGAGCCUAAUCCAUCCAAUGCUGAGCGUGAUCCAUCCAACGCUGAGCCUGAUCCAUCCUGUGCUGAGCCUGAUCCAUCGGAUGAUGAGAUUUCUACAAUUCAGGAGACUGUUGAAUCUGGAAGUGACCAUGGUGAGAGUCAUUGUCCAAAGAGAAAAAGAAGAAAUACCACAAGUAAGACCUUGCCAGUAGUAGCAGCCACAUCAAAUGAUAUUCAAACACUAUCUUCAGAUUCAGACUCAGAAGAGGAUGAAGAUACUUCUGCUCCAAUACCUGGAGAAGUAUGCACAGGAAUACAAGACGGUAUUUUGUGUCAAUGUGAAAGAUGUAAAAUGUGUGUGAAGAAAAUUGAACGUUCUAUUGAUAAAGAUGACACUAGUAAAGACAGCCAUAAACCAUUAUCUUGUAAUAUUUGUAAUCUGAGAUUUAUUUACAAAAGCAGGUUGGAAAAACAUUUAAAGGUUCACAAAGGACUAAAGUUGUUUCCAUGUGAUAUCUGCAAUAGAGCAUUUGCACAAAAAGGUGGCCUGAAAGCUCAUAUAGAAAGAAAACAUUCAACAAACAAAUGUAAAAGAGUGCAAACAAAAAAAGAGAUUUGUAAUAUUUGUAACAAAGAAAUCUCUACCCAUCGCCUUAAAAAUCAUAUUGAAACAGUCCAUUUUCGUAAGAUUGAAAGUCUUUUAUUUAGAUGUAAAGAUUGUGGAAAGGGGUUUAGCCAUAAAGAAAACCUUAAAGUACAUACGGAUGCUGUCCAUUUAAGGGAAAAACAAUAUAAAUGUGCUGAAUGUCAUAAAGUGUUUAAAAACAAACCAAUACUUAGUUAUCACAUUCAAACAUCACAUCAACAAAGAGAAGAAUACAUAUGUGCAAUAUGUGAUCGUACUUAUUAUACUAAAAAUAGUUUAUCUCUACAUAUAAAUAUACACUCAGGAACUACAGUUGUUCCUGUAUGUUGUGAAAUUUGUGGUAAAGCAGUUAAAAAUGAAUAUAAACUGAAAACACACAUGCUUGUACACAAUGAUGAUCACAAGUUUUCCUGCCAAAAUUGUGGAAAAUUAUUUAAACGAUUACAUAAUUUAAAGCAGCAUGAGAAUACACAUAAAGAUAGCAGACCUCAUGUCUGUACUAUAUGUGGUCAAACUUUCAAACUAAGAACCCAUGUCAAACAACACAUGGCUGUCCAUGGGAAUAUCAAGAAUCACAAGUGUGUUGUCUGUGAGAAGACUUUUGCUAGGAAAACCCAACUGUACACUCAUAUGUCAACUCAUGGAUUGUGAUGAGCGUAAAUAAACAAUAUACUGUAAUAUCUUAUAGUUCUUAUAUUUUAAGAUGUUAACCCUUUCUGGAUGGGUGAAAUUGUGACAU
This is a messenger RNA of Macrosteles quadrilineatus (aster leafhopper), 2991 nucleotides long. RefSeq names its product zinc finger and BTB domain-containing protein 41-like. The transcript has 11 exons. The record is from RefSeq and is a predicted model, not a curated record. NCBI's taxonomy places the organism in Eukaryota, Metazoa, Arthropoda, Insecta, Hemiptera, Cicadellidae. Gene Ontology annotation, biological process: regulation of transcription by RNA polymerase II. Gene Ontology annotation, molecular function: DNA-binding transcription factor activity, RNA polymerase II-specific; RNA polymerase II cis-regulatory region sequence-specific DNA binding. Bases 189 to 2903 code for a protein of 904 amino acids.